AUGGAUAGCUUGAGAGGCCGAUUGUUGGCAGUCGUACAACGAGACUUCAUGGAAUUAAUGGACGAAGACUCUCUGGAAUUUGUUCAGGUCUGUGCUCUGCUUGGAUCUUUGUACUUGUAUCACGUUCGGCCCAGAUCGUCUUUUUCUAUUCUCGGUGCUGCUACGAAAACAUCUCAAGCCAUGGACCUGCAUCGCGACACAAGCUCGAAAAGGUCUUAUGAGGAUGCUGAAGAAAGAAAACGCGUUUGGUGGACCAUAUACACAUGGGAUAGAUUUGCUACUAUCACCUAUGGAAGGCCUCUGGGCAUCAAUGCCAAAGACUGCAAUGUAACAAUGCCAUCUGAAAUACUCGAGAAUAUUCAUUUCGAUCCAGCCUUCCCUCCGGCGCUGGUGUGUCUUUCCUCAUAUCAGUACUAUCUGAACCAUGUUUACAGGAUUGCCUCACCACUACUGGAAGACAUCUAUGGCAUGCGCACCUCAAACAAUCUAGAUUCGUCCUCAGAGCUUCCCCAAAAAGUGUCUGUAGCAAACAGAGAACUUUUAGAGUGGAAUCAGGAUCUCCCGCCUCAUCUCUCAUUUGACCACCUCAACGAUCUGACAGCUCAAUCUUCACCCGAGGAGAAAAUGCACGCCCUUCAAGCGCUCUCGCUACAAUUGACAUAUGACAACCUUGUCAUUGUUAUACAUGAGCCGUUGCUUGCUGGACAAGGGCAAUCCGAGCAUAUGGCAGAUGGACAGGGAACAUCUCCAGGCUCCCAAUUCUCGGACGAUGUGCGAGAGGUUGGCUUCAAAAAGUGUCUCGGUUCUGCUUUACGUAUCUCAAAUCUUCAGCGGAAGCAGAACCUGUUCUACCUUGCUCGUUCAAGUCACCUGGUUUCUUUCCUGGGAAUGAAUCUCUUUACUGCCUCAGUUGUUCUCUUCAUCUGCGCACUAUCCGACACAUUGUCCGACACGGCACAAGAGGCCAAGCGGGGCCUGAAACGAACACUCCAGAUGCAAAAGAUACUGUCGAAUCACGCAUCGCUAUCACUGCAAUAUAGUAUGGUGUUGGAAGAUUUGGUACAGCUCAUUUUGAAACGAGAGAUGGAAGAAAUGUUGCGCGACGACUCAGCAGGCGUGGAUGGCAAUCUAGAAGCAGGAUCCUAUCAGCUGGGUAAUAGAAUGGAUGGAGUCCAAAAUGGAGCUGCUGGUGCUUCUGGCGGUCACAAUCCAGAUGGUUCUCACUUUACACAAAGUCUCCUGACUCUUCAGAGAGGUUUUCAGGACAGCAGUGCCAUGCGUCAUCCACUCGAUGAGAUGGCAGCCAACCAGGAUUAUAUGAGCUAUAUGCCUCAACAUAACGGCCAAGAAGCGGCCGGCGAGCUAGCAAACACACAUGAUAUGGGACUAAAUGAUAACAUGUUCACGAGAGUCGAGGAUCUAGGACAAUUCUGGCUAUGGGAUGCUGGAAAUUUCAAUUUCUGA
This is a messenger RNA of Cadophora gregata, 1464 nucleotides long. RefSeq lists its product as uncharacterized. NCBI's taxonomy places the organism in Eukaryota, Fungi, Ascomycota, Leotiomycetes, Helotiales, Ploettnerulaceae. The coding region runs from base 1 to 1464 and encodes 487 amino acids. The transcript is spliced from 3 exons. Gene Ontology annotation, biological process: DNA-templated transcription. The record is from RefSeq and is a predicted model, not a curated record. Gene Ontology annotation, molecular function: zinc ion binding; DNA binding.